Thamnophis elegans (Western terrestrial garter snake) is the source of this 4913-nucleotide messenger RNA. RefSeq lists its product as uncharacterized. The transcript is spliced from 4 exons. Gene Ontology annotation, biological process: DNA replication. The coding region runs from base 903 to 4913 and encodes 1336 amino acids. Lineage: Eukaryota; Metazoa; Chordata; Lepidosauria; Squamata; Natricidae. Gene Ontology annotation, molecular function: DNA-directed DNA polymerase activity; DNA binding; nucleotide binding. The record is from RefSeq and is a predicted model, not a curated record.
UCUAAUUCUACCUUAUUUCCUGUUUUAGAAGCGGUGGAGCCUCAAAAUGUCAGCAUGCCGCAAGUUCUGAAAGCGUGUGUUAUUAAAAUAAUACAUCAUUGUUUAAUGGGAUGUUUAAAAUCAGAAGAUAAUGUGGAUGGAAACAAUGAAACAGAACUUAUUAACAGCUUAUGUAUUCGGCUUUCUAUGCCACAUGUUCUCUGGGUCAUCAUCAGUAUUACUGACAAAAUGGAUAAAUUAUAUUUCACCCGGGAUACAUUUGACGAUCUCAAGACAUUCAUACAGUGUAUAAAGAAUAGCCAUGAACCGCUGUCAUUAAUGUCAAAGACUGAAGCUGAAUUACCAUUGGCUCUGAAGAGGAUCAUAUGCCAGAAUGUAACAGAAAUUAAUUACAAUAAACUGUUAAAGCUAUGAAAUUUAUAAUAAAAUGUGAUUUACAAAACACAUGAAAGGUGUAUUAUAUUUUUUUCUUUUGCUGACCCUUCUGUUUAAACUUGUCAGAUGUUAAACACAGAGAUACAGUUUAAUUAAAGCUCAUGUGAUAUUACUACAUUAGCUUCUAUUCAAAUGCUUCUUUCAGCUAGGCAGGGCGGGCAGUUUUUGCAUAAGGUGUGAAGAACUCCCCUUUUCUGAUGUGAUUAAUUUGUGACGUCACUAAGGUGUAUAAAAGCAGGAGACUAUACAGGUCUAGUCAUGUUUACUGGUUUCUGGCAUAACCAUACCUCUGGAGCAAUUUGAACUGCUAAGAAGACCCCUGUUCAGAAUGGAAUCUACUAUUGUAAGUAAUUUUAAGCCUAAUUUUGAAACACUUAGAUAUAAAAUGGUUUUUAUAGAGUGGUUGCUUAUUUGUUUGAUUGAAUUUUUUCUUUCACUAGAAUGAAUUGACAGAUUCAGAAUGUUUGAUGGGUGUUACAAUUAAUGAAUUGACAGACUCAGAAUGUUUGAGGGCAUAUGAAGAAUGGGUGGACGAUCAAGCAUUCGCUGAUCACACUAUUCCUGCAGAAUCCCAGGGGUCCCAGCAUAACAUGACCCCUCAGCCUUCCACAAGCCGCACAGCACAAAGUCCGCUAGGAGAACCGUCCUGCAAAAAAGCAAAAAUGCAUGGCGCCGGGCUUCCUGAAUCCCUAGCAGACAGUGUUAGUUGUGAUACUAUGACUGUCUCUCAACCAGAAGAGGAUACACACCAUACUAUGUCCCAGCUACAAGCUCCUGGCUCUGUAAACUCUCAAAAUGUGAACAAUGUUUAUCUGGAUAUGGUGCAGGCGUGGGAAAAUCCUAUCCGGAAUUUUAGAGCUGUGGAAUAUUAUCAGAGAUAUAGAUUUAUUAAUCUUGAUCAAAUCCGAUCUUUUGUAGUUGCUAUAGAGGCCAUACAUAAUGUGAUACAGAUUCUUUUGAAUAACGUAGCCAUGAACAUCGGCCCAAAUGAUUUUGUUCAACUACGGUUGGAUGCAGAGGGGUUAAACCAUCCCAUCUUUUCUCAUAGGAGGUGUAUGAAUGAUUUAAACGCUGAUGAUUUUCUGACCAGUGUUGAAAAUCUGCUACAAAGUAAGGCUGAGAUAUUGUGGGGGGGUGAUUUGCAAUUAGUGGUUACCAUCGUGAAGAACAAGGAGGGAGGGGGGCUUAGGAAGUUAAAUACUUUGCUGCUUACCAAAGUACUGGAGAAAAAAAGACAGCAUCUAGUAGAUUUCAAUGUGGAAGGCGAAUUUCUUUGUUUUGCCAGCUGUUUGCUCUGUCUGAUUGGUUCUGAUGGUAGUAAGCAAGAAAUUAUUACCAAGGCCAGGGAACUUCACAGCAAACUGGGUAUAUCCACAGGAAACAGGAUUGACUUUUCUCAGGUACACAUCUUUGAAAAACAUUUACAGGUCACUAUAAAGAUCUUGUUUUACAUGCAGGACGGGUGGCGUUUUUUUGUUACAGGUCACCCGCAGCAAGAAAAAAUAGUAUUUAUAUUAUUGCACGACAGGCAUUACUAUGGUGUUAAAAAUAUCAAGGGCUUUCUGGGCGAACGCUAUUUUUGUAAAUUCUGCCACACGGCUUAUCACCACAAAUUUAGUCACGGGUGCCAAUAUAUUUGCAGAGCAUGCCUAAAGCAAGAGUGUCAGCAGGUUGAGGUGGAGAAGGGGCUGUGCUGUAGAUGCAAAGCACCUUGUCGGUCUAAGGAAUGUGCUGAAAGACAUGCACAACUCGCUAAGGAGGGAAAAGUUGAGUGUAAGACUAAACAAUAUUGUGAAACGUGUGGUCUUUAUGUCUUUACCCCCCACAAAAAGUGCAAGGAAGUCAAAUGUGGGCAGUGCUCUGAGAAGGUAGAAAGCUUGGAAGGUCAUUUAUGCUUUCUAAAAUCGUUGGACCGACCACGAAUUGGCGAAAGAUAUAUUAUUUAUGAUUUUGAAUGCUGCCAAGAAACAGGUACCCACAUACCUAAUUAUACAUGUGCCAGGGAUAUGCUGAAAGAUGAGGACGAUAAAGAUGUUGUGAGGUGGGAUUGUUAUGGUGUUAGAUGCUUGGAACAGUUUAUAAAGAAAUUUAUAAAUCAUAAGUUUAAAGGUUGUACUUUUAUUGCACACAACUCCAAAGGUUAUGAUGGAUACCUUGUACUGAGGCAGCUGAUCCGAGAAAAGGUUAGGGUUCAACUUAUAAGUCAGGGUGGGAAACUACUGUGUAUUACCCUUCCAGACUAUAAGAUUCGGUUUAUUGAUAGCCUCUCAUUUUUACCACUUAAAUUAUCCAAAUUACCCAAAGCUAUGGGGUUUCAAGGCUGCAAAGGAUAUUUCCCUCACUUAUUCAAUACAAUGGCCAAUCAAGACUACGUGGGGCCGCUCCCUGAAACCAAGUAUUACAGCCCAGAAACUAUGAUGCCUGGGGAGAGAGAAGAAUUCCUGAAAUGGCACACUGCUAAUAGAGGUACUGUGUUUAAACUAAAGAAGGCUCUGGCUUACUAUUGCAGACAGGAUGUAGAUAUAUUAAGAGAGGCCUGUAUUCGAUUUAGGGAUCAGGUGAUGAAAAUGACUGAGCGUGAGUACAGCAGUGGGGUCGGGUUGGAUACUGUUGAGGAGAUUCAAUGCAUUGACCCCUUCCAAUAUAUCACAUUGGCAUCUGUCUGCAUGGCACAGUACCUGUUCAUGUAUUUGAAAAGCAAUACCAUUGCUUUAGAUCCUUUGGACAAUUAUCACAAUACACAGAAAAGGUAUUCGGCUCCAGCGAUUCAAUGGUUGUUGUAUAUAGAGCACACUGAGAAGCUCAAUAUUCAACAUGCUCUGAAGGGUGGUGAAAAGAAAGUGGGCAAAUAUUUUUUGGAUGGUUUCGCGGUCAUAAAUGGAACCCCCACAGCUUUUGAAUUUCACGGGUGUUUUUUUCAUGGGUGCCCUGUCUGCUACUCUGAAAAAGACUUCAACAAAUUACUUGAUUCAACAUAUGGUAGCCUGCACAGCCGUACUAGGAUUAAAGAAGAAUACCUCAGGUCACAGGGUUAUGCUUUGCGCUGCAUCUGGGAACAUGAGUGGCGAGCCAUGGUGGAGGAGGAUACCUCUUUGAAGCAGUUUCUAGUUGAGAAUAAGCUCCCAGCUCCUUUGAAUCCUCGAGAUGCUUUUUUUGGUGGUAGAACAAAUGCUACAUGCCUGUACUACAAACCAAAACCUGGUGAACAAAUCUUAUACUACGAUUUCACCAGUUUGUACCCUUUUGUGAAUAAGACCAAGGAGUAUCCAAUUGGGCACCCUCAAAUCAUCUAUCAAAACUUUGGGGACAUAAAGCAAUAUUUUGGGCUAGUCAAAGUCAAAGUGUACCCGCCAAGGAAUCUCUAUUUCCCAGUCCUACCUCACAAAUCAGGGGGCAAAUUAAUGUUUAGUUUGUGCGCUACCUGCACAGAAAAACUGCAAACCUCCCCCUGUAAACACAGUGAUGAGGAAAGAGCUCUGACCGGUACAUGGUGUACUGUUGAAUUGAAUGUAGCCUUAGAAAAAGGUUACAGAAUUGUUGAAAUCUAUGAGAUCUGGCAUUUUGAAAAAACUUCAAAUGAGCUAUUUUCAGGAUAUAUGAACAUGCAUCUCAGACAGAAACAGGAGGCCAGUGGUUACCCUGAAUGGUGCAAAACAGAUCAGGAUAAAGAGCAAUAUAUUCAGGAUUACGAAAAGAUGGAAGGGGUCCAUUUACGACGUGACAGCAUUGAAGUAAAUCCUGCCAAAAGACAGAUUGCCAAACUCUUUUUAAAUUCAUUGUGGGGCAAGUUUGGGCAGAGCACCAAUCACCUGACCACAUCAGUGGUGACAAACCCUGAGGAAUUAUUCAAAUAUCUUUUUGUACCCUAUUAUGACGUUUCUUCAUGUGAGUUUGUAGAUACAGAGACAGCUGUCGUGACGUGGAAAACUGCCAAGAACCAACCCACCAAGUCCUCAUGCACUAAUGUAUUCAUUGCCAGCUUUACGACCGCUUAUGCACGGCUAGAAUUAUACAGACUACUGGAGGGGCUGGGCGAUAGGUGUCUGUACCAUGACACCGAUUCAGUCAUCUUUGUAAGUAGAGAGGGGGCGUGGACACCCCCUUUGGGUGAUUAUUUAGGACAACUGACAAGCGAAAUUCCACCAAACACUACGAUAACAGAGUUUGUUGCGGCCGGCCCAAAAACGUAUGCUUAUGCUUUAUCCAACGGUGAAGCAGUGGUAAAAGUGAAGGGUAUCACGCUAAAUUGUGGUAAUAGCAGUAAAGUUAACUUUGACAGUUUGAAAGAUUUGGUAGAUGAUUAUUGUCUGCCUGAUGCAAAGAGAAAAAAGGAGAUCAGUGUAGAACAGUUGGGAAUUGUCAGGGUUAAGAAACAGUGGACCUUAGAAACGAGGGUCCUCCGAAAAACUUUAAAAGUUGUGUAUAAUAAAAGGUUAUUAAAUAGUGAGGAUUACUGUACACUGCCUUACGGUUAUUAA